AUGUCUCAAGGAACUUUAUACGCCAACUUCAGAAUUAGAGGUAUUGUCCCAAAAUGUUUGGUCAAAGCAUUGAACUUAGAUGUUAACAUUGUGGAACCUGAACAGGCUCCAGAACAGUUUGCUAAGGACUUCCCAUUACAAAAGAUCCCAUCUUUUGCAGGUCCGAAGGGUUUCAAAUUGACUGAAUCUAUGGCCAUUAACUAUUAUUUGAUUCAAUUGUCUUCAGAUGAAAAAUUAAAGGCUAGAUUAUUGGGUUCUGAUUUGAACACUCAAGCUCAAAUCAUUAGAUGGCAAUCAUUUGUCAACAGUGACGUCUUGCACCAAAUUGUAAAUGCAUUUGCCCCAUUGAGAGGUGAUGUCCCAUAUAACAAAAGGGCCGUUGAUGCUGCUUUGGAACAACUUACCAAGAUGACUGCUAUCUUCGAAGACAGAUUGAAGGAAUACACUUACUUGGUUAACGAACAUAUAACAUUAGCUGAUUUGGUUUGUGCUACCACAAUGACUAGAGGUUUCAACUAUUUGUGGGGUAAGGAAUGGAGAGCUGAACACCCUGCCAUUGUUAGAUGGUUCAAUACUGUUACUGCUUGUGAUAUGUUGAAGCAUGAAUUUGUUGACUUCAAGUUCAUUGAUGCUCAAUUAGCUCCUCCACAAAAUAAGAAGAAGGAAAAGAAGGCCUCUGAAGCAAAGCCUGCUGCGGAAAAGAAGAAAGCUGAGAAGAAACCAGAAGCUGCUGCCGAAGCUCCAGCUGAAAAGAAACCAAAGCAUCCAUUAGAAUUAUUAGGAAGAUCCACUUUCGUCUUGGAUGAAUGGAAGAGAAAAUACUCUAACGAAGACACCAGACCUGUUGCUUUGCCAUGGUUCUGGGAACAUUACAACCCAGAAGAAUACUCUCUAUGGAAGGUUGAAUAUAAAUAUAACGAUGAAUUGACUUUAACUUUCAUGUCCAACAAUUUGAUUGGUGGUUUUUUCAACAGAUUAUCCGCUUCUACCAAGUACAUGUUCGGUUCCAUGGUUGUCUAUGGUGAAAACAAUGACAAUGGUAUUGUCGGUGCCGUCUUGGUCAGAGGUCAAGACAGUGUUCCAGCCUUUGAUGUUGCUCCAGAUUGGGAAUCUUACAGCUACACCAAGUUGGACCCAACUAAGGAAGAAGACAAGGAAUUUGUUAACAAUAUGUGGGCUUGGGACAAGCCAGUCAACGGUAAGGAAAUCGUCGAUGGUAAGGUCUUGAAAUAG
Naumovozyma castellii is the source of this 1233-nucleotide messenger RNA. RefSeq names its product translation elongation factor EF1B gamma (gene CAM1). Bases 1 to 1233 code for a protein of 410 amino acids. The record is from RefSeq and is a predicted model, not a curated record. NCBI's taxonomy places the organism in Eukaryota, Fungi, Ascomycota, Saccharomycetes, Saccharomycetales, Saccharomycetaceae. The transcript has a single exon.